Messenger RNA from Odontomachus brunneus, 2576 nucleotides. RefSeq lists its product as uncharacterized. Lineage: Eukaryota; Metazoa; Arthropoda; Insecta; Hymenoptera; Formicidae. The transcript has a single exon. The coding region runs from base 36 to 1316 and encodes 426 amino acids. The record is from RefSeq and is a predicted model, not a curated record.
GACUUUCCCAUCCAAAAGUAACAUCUACAGGAAGAAUGUCUAACACGGCGAUACGAAGAAAAGAGUGUCUGGAGACAAAAACUGUCAAUGUCACUAAGAACAAUGUCAUUCGGAAGUUGCUUUCACCCGAAGAAGUGACAGAAGUCGUGAGAAGCGUGCUGAACAGCGAAGUUGAUUCGGUCGAAUACAGUAUUCGAUCGUAUUCUGACGGUAAACUUGGGUAUCUCGGCUCUCAUUAUUGUCUCACUGUGAUAGCCACGAUGAGGAAAAAGAAAACAGCCACUAUCUCGUUCUUUCUCAAGACCUUGCCUUACGAAAUACCCGAGCAAGUCGAAUACGUGAUACAAAACGGCUUCUUCAAGCAAGAGAUGCUGUUUUAUAACACCAUAAUGCCACUGCUUCGCAAUAAGUAUCAUGGGGAAUCGUGGGCGCCAAUGUGUUACAAAAUGAAAGAUAAUUUGUUGAUUUUCGAAGAGCUAAUCAACAAAGGUUACUCGAUACGAGACAAAUUAUUGGACAAGACGCUCAUGAAAGCGGGUCUCAACGCUAUCGCGCGUCUACAUGCCGCCUCCUUGAUGGCGGAAGAACGUCUUGGCUUACCCUUCAACCAAUUAUAUCCUGAAGCUUUUAAGAAUACAGACUUUGACUGCAACCAAAAGAGAAAAGAGUGGUUCGAAGCGGGUGUUAAUGUCGCUGUGGCUAUAGCCGAACGUCUGGGACACAACUCUGAUCUGUUACAUGCAGCCUUUGAACAAGUCAAUCACGGCUUUAAACCGUCCUGCACGAAAGCGAACGUGCUCUGUCACGGGGACCUGUGGAGCAACAACCUCAUGUUUAACAACGACAUGCCGCCCAAGUGUCUACUGGUAGAUUACCAGCUACUGAGAUAUGCUCCUUUGGCGCACGACGUGUCGCAGUUACUUUAUCUGUGCGGUGACCGGAACUUCCGAGAGACCUGGGAGAGCGCAAUGUUGCGAUAUUAUUAUAAGACGCUGUGCGAAACAUUAGACGCUCAUGGUGUCAGCUUGACGCAGAGACCAGCCUGGUCGGAAGUGGUCGAAGGCAUGGAAGAGCAGCGUCUAUCCGCUCUCAUCACAGCGACAAUAUACUUUCCCACGGUACUGAUGAAUGAGAAGUGCAGCGCACAGAUCUGCAACGAUCCCGCGUCUUUCGUCGAGUACGUCUUUAGGAACAGGAUAGAAUCUGUAUUUUCUAAUAUGGAGAAGGACUCGGCCUACGGAAGAAGGUUGAACGAGGCUGUUGCCGAAUUGGUCGAACUGGCUUCACGAUUGGAUCAGUUGCCCAAGCCAUCUUAAAAUUACGUAAUGUAGUUAAUAUAGUUGAUUCGAAUAUUUUAUACAUUAUUUGAUUUCGUUGUGUGUAAUAUAGAACGUAGCAUAUUUCCCUUGAAAUAUUUUCCGAUAAACGCGUAGACGUUUAUUCCCGAUGCAACAUAUUUCAUAUUUUAUUAUAUACUCAUUUGAUCGAAUAUAUUUUGUAUAAAACAUUUACAAAACGUAAACGUUACUAUAUUUCAACUAGACGGAGUUCGUUGAAUUGACAGCCUUAUAUCAUUUUACCGUUACUUUGUAUAACAGUUCUUUCAUGUACAAAUGAGUGAUAUUGUCUUAUUCCGGAAAUAAGUUCGCUAAACUAGACCAAUCGAAAAUCUCCACAUCUGUAAACGAUUCGUCCGGCUCUUCCUUGUAGAGCGGCGUGACUGCAGGUUUCGGUGUCGGCUGUGAUACUUCGUUAUCAUUCAACUUUGAGGUAUCGUCUUGAGCUUCAUCAUCGCUAUCCCAUGAAAUUGCAAGAAAAUUAGUAUGCAAUGCUACAAUGUCCGUAAACAUAAGAUAAAAUGAAAUAUGUACUCUUAAAAUUUUCCAACUGAAAUCCCACUCAUAAAACAGAGUGACAACCGAAUCACUCGAAAUCGAGCGACUUUCACUCAUAUAGAAUGAAUUCUCCACUCUGAAUUGUUAAGUGAAAAUUUGUAUUCGAAAUUAAAGGGUAAAUUCACUGUUAUGAUGGACAAAUUCCCAUAAAUCCACUCUAAUCGAUUGAGCCAUUCACUUGCAUAGAUUAACAACUCAUUUUCAAGUUUGAAUAAAACAUUUACUCCGGUGAUUUCGAGUAGUAAUAUUUGUACAAUCUUAAGUAAAUAUUUACUCGUUUUGAAUAAGAUUUCACUUCGAGAAACUUAGAGGAUAUCUUAUCAUAAAAAUUGUACAUUAAUUAUAAUUAAUUGAACUUACCUAGAGUACUUGCGUUUUCUUAUCGGACUUUUCGGUUUUUCUUUCGCCAUCGCCAACAGAUACGGCAAACAUAAAUCUUUCAUUGAUAAAGUCCAGGGUGGUACGCUGCGCAUCUGAAAAAGAUAAAAAUUAAUGUCAAACGGCUACGAACGAUUGGCACGCAAAAUUAUCAAUUAGAAAAGUUAUAUAUGCGGACGAAUAUCAAAUUGAUUGAAGAGUUUUUUACUACAAAUAUUGAACAAGUAUUGAACAAGUGUCUUUGAACAACUGAAGAUAAGCGAAUUAUGUAUGACUGAAUAAUUAUAAUUGUUCUCGUUUCCA